AUACACCUUUACGAAGAUUGUGUUAGUUAGGUCAACUGUUAGGCAUGGGCUCGUCCUUGUCGAAUCUCAACUACGGGGAGACGAAUGAUUCCUCCAUGGGGCCUAGCCUCGGCGAUAUACCGGAAAGCUGCAUCGCCGCCGUGUUCAUGUACCUGACUCCCCCGGAGAUUUGCAACCUCGCCGGUCUUAACCGUUCGUUUCGCGGCGCGGCUUCGUCGGAUUUCGUCUGGGAGAAGAAGCUCCCGCCGAAUUACCAGGAUCUGCUGGAUUUGCUGCCGCCGGAGAGGGUUCUUGGUCUCUCGAAGAAGGAUAUAUUCGCUGUGCUCUCUCGUCCUAUCCCCUUCGACGAUGAUAACAAGGAGCUGUGGAUUGAUAGAGUUACGGGACGGGUUUGUAUGGCGAUUUCGGCGAGGGGAAUGGCUAUUACUGGGAUUGAAGACCGGAGAUAUUGGAAUUGGAUUCCGACCAAUGAGUCCAGGUUCCAUGUUGUAGCCUACUUACAGCAGAUUUGGUGGUUUGAAGUCGAUGGGACAGUGACAUUCCAUCUCCCACCGGGUAUCUACUCUCUAUCAUUCAGAAUCCAUCUAGGCGGAUUCGCAAAGAAGUCGGGGAGACGUGUGUGCAACUACGAACACACGCACGGCUGGGAUUUGAAGCCGGUAAGGUUUUCGCUUUCGACUUCUGAUGGUCAAGAGGCAUCAUGUGAGUAUUACUUGGAUGAUGUAGAGAGAGAAGAAUCAACCGGGCACCACAAGCGCGGUUUCUGGAUCGAUUAUAAGGUUGGGGAGUUCGUAGUGACUGGAUCAGAACCAUCUACUGAGAUCAAAUGGUCCAUGAAACAGAUUGACUGCACCCACUCGAAAGGCGGGCUAUGUGUUGAUUCAGUCUUCAUUAACCCAAUUGGUGAUUUGAAAGAUUACAGAACGAAAUCUUUUUGUGAAAUAGAUUGAAGAAAGAAGAUUCUUUUGAAGGUAAUUUUCAUUUUAUUGUUGUGCAUUUCAUGGAGUUGAGUUUUGUUUUUUUACUAAAUACUCGUUUUUGCUACAUAGUUUAGGCGAGAGUGCAUUUUCACAUGUUUAUAAGUUUGGAUGACUAUGAUGUAUCCAACCAAAGUUAAUCUACAAUACGUUCUGUGUA
Molecule: messenger RNA, 1137 nt
Organism: Brassica oleracea var. oleracea
Lineage: Eukaryota; Viridiplantae; Streptophyta; Magnoliopsida; Brassicales; Brassicaceae
Product: F-box protein PP2-A15
Molecular function (GO): protein binding
Source: RefSeq, a predicted model, not a curated record